This is a messenger RNA of Aspergillus brunneoviolaceus CBS 621.78, 1704 nucleotides long. Its product is annotated as ribosome biosynthesis protein RRB1. The record is from RefSeq and is a predicted model, not a curated record. NCBI's taxonomy places the organism in Eukaryota, Fungi, Ascomycota, Eurotiomycetes, Eurotiales, Aspergillaceae. The transcript has 3 exons. Gene Ontology annotation, molecular function: protein binding. Bases 118 to 1602 code for a protein of 494 amino acids.
AUUUUCCACCCCCCUCCAGGCUCCUCUUCCCUCUUCCUAUCGUCCCGCUGCACGACUGGCUCGUCGACAGCUGUUUCUUUCCUUCGAGGACAUCUCCUACACAUCAACCUAUACACAAUGUCGAAGAGAUCUGCCGACGCCUCCGACGAGCAGUCCGCCGCGCUCAAGGCCGGCGAGCGCCCGAUCACCGAGAACCCCCCCGAUGAGAUGGGAGAGUUCGAGGACGAGUACGAGGACGAGUUCGAAAGUGAAGAUGAGGUUCUCGAGGCCGGUGUGGAUGGUCGUCCGGAUGCAGAGCGUGAGGAAGAGGAAAGAGAAGCCAUGGAUGUCGACAAGCAGACUUUCAUUCCCGGAAGAACGAAGCUCGCUCCCGGAGAGGUCCUGUCGCCCGACCCGACCACGUACGACAUGCUUCACACCCUCAGCACACCAUGGCCCUGUCUCUCCUUCGAUAUCGUCCGCGACAACCUGGGCGACAACCGCAAGACCUACCCCGCGACCGUCUACGCCGUUGCGGGUACACAAGCCGAGGGCAAGCGCGCCAAGGAGAACGAGCUGAUGGUUCUUAAGCUGAGCGGAUUGAGCAAGAUGGAGAAAGAUAAUGAGACGGACUCCGAGAGCGACUCGGAUUCCGACGACGACAUGGGCGAAGCCAUCCUUGAGCACAAGAGCAUCCCUCUCGGAUCAACGACCAACCGUAUCCGCGCUCACCAGACUCCCAACCAGUCGGGCGACUACUCCAAGCCCCCUCAGACCAUCACCGCCACUAUGCUCGAGAAUUCGCAAGUCGUCAUCCACGAUGUCACCCCUCAUCUCACCAGCUUCGAUGUCCCCGGUACUAUGCUCCCUCCCUCGGCAUCCAAGCCCCUCUCUACCUUGCGCAUGCACAAGUCGGAAGGUUACGCCCUUGACUGGUCUCCGUUGCAGCCCCUUGGCAAGCUGUUGACUGGUGACAACGACGGCUUGAUCUACGUGACGACUCGUACCGAGGGAGGCGGCUGGGUGACCGACACCCGUCCCUUCACCGGUCACAGAUCUUCCGUCGAAGAACUCCAGUGGUCCCCGAACGAGAAGAACGUCUUCGCCUCCGCCAGCAGUGACGGAACCGUCAAGGUUUGGGAUGUUCGGUCCAAGUCGCGUAAGCCCGCCGUUGAUGUGCAGGUUUCGAACACCGAUGUGAACGUCAUGAGCUGGUCAAACCAGACUUUCCACCUGCUCGCAACCGGCGCUGAUGACGGUCAGUGGGCCGUCUGGGAUCUGAGACAUUGGAAGCCCAGCGCUUCCUCCGCCCCGACUAAGGCUUCUCCGGUCGCGUCGUUCGACUUCCACCGCGAGCCUGUCACGAGUAUUGAGUGGCACCCCACCGACGACAGUGUUGUCGCGGUCGGUUCUGCUGAUAACACCGUUACGUUGUGGGAUUUGGCCGUUGAGUUGGAUGAAGAGGAGAACCGGGAUGCUGCAAUGCAAGAGGUCCCCCCGCAGUUGUUGUUCGUUCACUACAUGGACUCAGUCAAGGAGGUACACUGGCAGGCCCAGAUGCCUGGCACCAUCAUGGCUACCGGUGGCGGUGGCUUUGGUGUCUUCAAGACGAUCAGCGUUUAAACGAGGAAUACAAAAGUGUGAAUUCGACGAUAGCAUACAGGUAGUUGGGGUUGCGUUUAUACCACUUUUUACGACUUUAGUAUCUGAUGAAUUAGAAUCAAU